This is a messenger RNA of Fonsecaea erecta, 537 nucleotides long. RefSeq lists its product as hypothetical. The record is from RefSeq and is a predicted model, not a curated record. NCBI's taxonomy places the organism in Eukaryota, Fungi, Ascomycota, Eurotiomycetes, Chaetothyriales, Herpotrichiellaceae. Bases 1 to 537 code for a protein of 178 amino acids. The transcript has a single exon.
AUGCAUCGCCCCAAAAGACCAAAGCGCAACACGGGACCUUGGUCGUCACAGCGAAUCUUCAACUCUUCGUCGCCGAUCGUCGGCGCAGAUGUGCACGGAUUUCUCGUGACGGCUGUCUCAGGCUGGACCGCCGCGCCCGACAGCUAUACGGAGACGGAAAAGCGCUCCAUCAUCGACAGUCUCCCGCCACGGUAUCGGAAGUACGAAGUUGACGACGAGGGCCGCCUCAAAUGCCCGCUGUCGGUGGACUUUGUGCUCGACGAUCCCUACGUCCGGGCGGCCGUGCACAAGUUCAAGAGGGACGUAAGUGAGGGAUUCUACGAGAAGAGCUGGCAGAACCAGGCCAGGAAAGCCAUGCAGGAGAGGCGAGACGGGAAAUUUGACCCUUAUCUGCAGGAGCAGACGGAGGAAUCGUUUGGAGAUCCAGGCCCGGACGGCCAGGGUGAAACCGCUGACGAGGACAUCCAUCCUGAAGUGGAUUCGAGUGACGGGGACUGGGCCGAACGGCCAGGCGGCAGUGCAAGAGGCUCUAAGUAA